Penicillium olsonii is the source of this 870-nucleotide messenger RNA. The record is from the annotation of a GenBank genome assembly. NCBI's taxonomy places the organism in Eukaryota, Fungi, Ascomycota, Eurotiomycetes, Eurotiales, Aspergillaceae.
AUGUCGGCACUCACCGAAAUCACAUCCGAGGCGGAAUUCUCGUCGCACCUUUCCUCUCUGUCACCAUCCGCACUGGUCGUUCUGUACUUCCACACCCCAUGGGCCGCACCCUGUGCACAGAUGGGUGCUGUCCUCGCGGCCCUCGCGUCACAGUACCCCGCCACUGCCCCGCCAACCAUCUCAUUUGUCAGCAUCAAUGCUGAGGAGCUCCCUGAUAUCUCGGAGGAAUAUGAUGUGUCUGCCGUUCCUUUUGUUGUGUGUCUGCGCAGUGGCCAGAUUUUGGACUCCAUCAGUGGAAGCGAUGCCAUCAAGGUGCGUGAUGCUGUCGAGCGCCAUGCAGGUCUUGGCAGUAGCGCCGGCGGGGAUCCAAUGGACGGUGUGAGGGCUCAUAUCCCCCCACCACUGUCUACCGUGCCGCGUGAGGAUGGUCCUAUCACUGCUACGCAGGCUCCUGUCACUGCAUCUCACGCCCCUCCCGCCGAGGCGGCCAAUGCGACUGCUGUCGCAUCCGCCCCGGCCCUGACACCGGAGCAAUCUCGUGAAGCGCUCUUUGCUCGCCUCGAGCAGCUUGUCAAGGCCGCUUCCGUGAUGCUCUUCAUGAAAGGAACACCCAGCAGCCCGCAAUGUGGAUUCAGUCGGCAGCUCGUUGGUAUCCUGCGAGAGCGGAGUGUGAAGUACGGCUUCUUCAACAUCUUGGCCGAUGAAGAUGUGCGCCAGGGUCUGAAGGAAUAUGCUGAGUGGCCAACAUUCCCUCAAUUAUGGGUAAGCGGUGAACUAGUGGGUGGCUUGGAUAUUGUGCGUGAGGAAAUCAACGCUGAUCCCGAGUUCCUCAAUCAAUUCUCCGUCAACAAGCCAGCUGCGAGUGCUUGA